This is a messenger RNA of Larimichthys crocea (large yellow croaker), 1416 nucleotides long. RefSeq names its product C-factor. NCBI's taxonomy places the organism in Eukaryota, Metazoa, Chordata, Actinopteri, Sciaenidae. Bases 204 to 995 code for a protein of 263 amino acids. The transcript is spliced from 6 exons. The record is from RefSeq and is a predicted model, not a curated record. Gene Ontology annotation, molecular function: oxidoreductase activity. Gene Ontology annotation, cellular component: cytoplasm.
GCACCACCUCCCUCGUGCAAACACGUGCAGUUUGUUUUGCUCAGGUGGAGCAAUCCCCCCACCUGCUGGGCGAGUCGCGCGACAGCUGCGGAUUUAACGCCGCGUGACGCGAUCACGCGAUGAAGACACUCAGACGUAAGAGCUGAGCUGAGAUCAGCUACAGGAGCACCGAGCCCAGCGUUUUCUUACAGGUAACAUCAGCAAUGAGUGCUGCCAUGAAUUUUAAAAAGUGCGGCUCUGUGCUGGUAACGGGAGCCAGCCGAGGGCUCGGGCUGCAGAUCGUGGAGAGCCUGGCGAGUGGAGGUUUCUCACCCGGGAAGAUUAUAGCCACGGUUAGACAGUCCGCGAGCGCGCAGAAACUUCAGGAACUGGCAGAGAAACAUCCCAACAUCCACAUCAUCACUUUGGACGUAGUGAACCAGGAGAGUAUAGAGAAGUCUGCAGAAGAAGUGGCCCGGCUCGUGCAAGAAGAGGGUCUCAACUGUCUGAUCAACAAUGCAGGGAUCAAUGUGGUGGCCGACUUUAACACCGUCACUGCAGAGAAGAUGAUAGAAAACUUCCACACUAAUACCGUGGCUCCUCUAAUGAUCACCAAGGCCUUCCUGCCUCUGUUGAAGCAAGCUGCAUCGAGAGGAGGAGCAGGUGGCUCAGGGAGCAUGAGCAUCCAGAGGGCAGCAGUCAUUAACAUGACCUCUCUGCUGGGCUCUGUGGAGCUCGCCUGGGGUGAACGGGCCAAUAACUUCAAAUGGUACCCAUACAGGACGUCCAAGAGUGCCCUAAACAUGGUGAGUCGCUGUAUGGCUGUAGACCUGGAGCCUGAUGGGAUUCUUUGUAUGGCUAUACACCCUGGCUGGGUCCGUACUGAUAUGGGGGGUUCUCAGGCUCCACUGAGUCCAGAGGAGAGUGUUUCUGCCAUGUUGUCUGUGAUUGGUGCACUGACAGAAAAGGAUCACGGGUCAUUUCUGAACUUUACAGGAGAGGCGUUACCUUGGUGAACCUCAUUAUCACAGAUCAGAGCCUAAAGCCAUCUCUGCUCAACUUCAGCUAUGCAAAAGUGAAUGUAUCACUGACUCCGAGUACACAAGGUUACGUUUUAAUAAAGCUUUAAUUUAUUUUACCUAAAUACAGUUUAUUUAUAGGAGAGCAACAGUGCUCACUUUGUUAUACAGAGAUUACUUUAAAGUGUUAAUAACCUUGUUAAUAGACAGGGUAUGGUAUGUGCUGUCUAUAGGGCUACAUACUGUAUAUUCAGUAUUCUGUUAGGCCAACUCUAAAUACAGUGUAUCUAAGCGCAUCAUUAAAUGUUCUAAUAAGAAAUCAGGAGUUAUUAUCUGCAGUAGCACCCACUCUACAAUAGAUAGUAUAUAUUGCAGUGGUUUAUGCCGAUGUUUAAAUAAAUGAUUAUAAAAAUGUGUU